Knipowitschia caucasica is the source of this 429-nucleotide messenger RNA. The record is from the annotation of a GenBank genome assembly. NCBI's taxonomy places the organism in Eukaryota, Metazoa, Chordata, Actinopteri, Gobiiformes, Gobiidae.
AUGUCUUCUGAACCAGACCACGUGAUGUCCGCUGACAUAAACGGAGACGAUGCCAGCAGGAGCCAUGAGAUCAGGCUGGUUCUCAUAGGAAGGACUGGGUCUGGCAAAAGCGCGUCAGGAAACACCAUCUUGGGCCGAAGAAAGUUUGCCUCCCAGGCCAGUGCCAGCUCUGUCACCCGGGUGUGUGAGGUGGGCAGCGCCGAGCUCUCUGCGGAGGAGGGCGAACCAUGUCCUGGGGAAACGCUGAAGAGGAAAAUGCCCAAACUGAAGAGAGUCCAGGUGGUGGAUAUGCCUGGCUUUGGGGACACACAUCUCAGCGAAGAGCAGAUUUCUACUGAGAUAGCCAAAUAUACACUGACAGCGAGGACCAGGCAGCAGAUGAAGUCGCCAGAGUAUUUGGAGAAGAGGCACUCCAUCACCACACUCUAG